CUAGCGGCAUGUAAGACACUAGCGAGGCAAAAAAGUGUCAUAAGAUCGAUGUCUGGUUUCAUCUGUAGACGGGCGGCGCGGGGCGUUCACGGUGGCGAAGAGGUUACUCUAGAACACCUCGCCCUCCCCUCGCAACGCGAGGCAAAACUGCCAGAGGUCUGGCUCGAGCUCCACUUGGGGCAAUCGGUGAGUCUCGGCGACCCGAAUGCCCUUUGCCGGCUCAAGUCAGGCCUGCCAGCGGUGCGCCCAAAAGACCGCGCGAUCGACGUCUGGCUCGAGGAGCUCCUCUCGGGGAAAUCGGUGAGUCUCGGCGACCCGAUUCACCCGAAUGGCCUAGACCAGGAGGGAGGCUUGCCAGCGGUGCGCCCAAAAGACCGCGCGAGCGUCGUCGUCCGCGCGUGCACGCUGCGAGACCUCGGCGGCCGGAUCUUGAGUGAACUCGAGGACCGGGCCGUCGCGGUCGUCAGCAACGCGGCGCGCGUCGGCGACGACGACGAGUCGCGCGUGCUCCUCCCGGUGAGCGCUAGAGGCGGCGCCUUCCGCGACUUUGCCGGGGCGCACAUCCCGCAGGCGUAUGAGAUCGUCCGCGCGGCGGGCCGCGACCUCGUGAAACGCCUCGGGGCUUGGGAGUGCGGAUGGGGCCCGCGAAACUCCCGCGUGGCGGUGCAGACGUACGGUCCGAGGUUGGUCCUGCCGGCCUCGGCUCUGGACUUCGACCCGGCGAUGACCGCCCAUGUGCGCGCCCGCGUCCAUAAUUUUCUAGCGGUGAGUCACUAGCAAGCAAAAAAGUUGCAUACGCACGCCUUACACACCACAUCAUCGAAGCGUCGUGUACAAAGCAGUGCUCUCGCCUCGAGCAUUUCGCGAUGCGCUGCAUGCGCCGGCCUCGCUGCGAUGAACUCGCGUUCAAAGAGCUGUGCACAUAGGCCGACGCCUUGACUGGAGCUGGGCGCUCCGAGGAGCCGCUGCGAUGCGGGCGCCUCGUGACGGCCGGCGCGACCGGCUGCAAGACGGUAUGCGCCUUGAUGCUGCGGCUGAAGGGCGACGGCCACGCCGACCGCGCGCGCGGCCGCUUGGGCGGCGCCUUCGCGAUGGGCUAUUUGGUGGUUCCUCCUCACGGCGCGUACUUCGGGGACAACGAGGCCCUGGGCGACACGGCCGCCGCGUGGGCGUCGCUCCCCGUCUCCUUGCCCGGCCUUUUCGGCCUCUCGCGAGUCAUCCGCGAGCCGGUCGGCGUCUUCGACCGGCUCCACUUCCCGACGUCGUCGGUCGACGGCGCGGUGUUCGAGCAGCUGCCGCUCCUGCAGGACACGACCAAGCGGCUGGCGCCGGAGCGGCGCACGAUCGUGGUCACGGGGCGCAACGUUACGGUCGAGGACGCGUACGCGGCGCUCUCGGCCCGCGUCGCCGAGGUCGCGAGGUGCGGCGCCCGCUUUACCUCCGCCGAGGGGCUCGGAGACCUGCCCGACGCGCGGCUGUUUCCGGACAUCGGAGUGGUCCCGUGGCGGCCGUCGAGACACGGCGGCCUGUGCCAGGGCUCGGGCGCCGGGCCGUGCACGUGCCGCGACGGCUGCGCCGCGUACGCGAACUUCUCCUACGCGGACGCGGGCGGUUCGACGGACCCGCAAGUCGUCCGGGCGGCUGCCGACGCCGUGCGAAGCCUGCCCCCGACGUGGUGCGCGACGUGCUGCGCCGCGGUGUGCGAGGGGACGACGAGGUUCCCCGUCGACGUCAUCAACACCGUCUGCGAGGGCCCGGGCGGCGGCGCGCCGUGCCUCGAGAACGGCGGCUGCGGGUCGUUGAGCCCGGCUUACGGGCUCGUGCCCUACGUCGGCGCGCCGGCGGACCGCGACUCGUUCGCGCUCGCGGCGCGCCAGGCGUUCGCGAGGGGCGAGCGCGACGGCCUCGUCGCGACGCACUGCGCGGAGUGCGGCCGUCGAGCGGCGGCGCUGGCGGGCGGCGUCGUGUGCAUCCCCUUGCGCACGGGCCUCUGCGUGGGCACGGGCGGCGCUGCGUGCCCGGGCGCGACGCGAGCGACGUGCGUGGUCGUGGCCACCGCGGGCGCGACGGGCGCGGCGCUCGGCGCGCGCGUCGCGCAGACGCGCGCGACGCUGCGGCAGCUCCGGACGCAUUGCCCCAAGUGCGGCGAUGCCGAGGCGCGGACGCGCGGGUCCUUCGUGUGCGUGCGCCUCGCCGGCGGCCGAACUCACUACUGCGACGGCCCCUCCGCCGGCUCGCCCUGCCCGGGCAACGGCUUUUUGGGCGUUCAGGCGCACUUCGACCUCGCCGACGCCGGCGGCUCUGGGGACGGCGACGACAUCUAUGACGCGUUCUUCGCGGCGCGCCGAGGCGGUCGCGUGCGCUUUUGUAAGGGCUGCGCCGUGCGCGCGGCGACCGACAAAAAGUUUGUGAUUUGCAUGACGGGCGCGCUCCGGCGGUCGAAGGCUGAGGCGACGAAGGUCAUCAUGAGCGCCUGGACGGUCGCGGGUCCUUCACUCGCGGAUUGGGGCAAGGGCAUCGGGCUGUGGAAGAACGACCGGUUGGGACAACGCGAGCUGGACAAGGAAGUCGCGAAGUUCCAGGAGCGCGCCGCCGACCUCGCCGCGGCGCCGGCGCCGGCGCCGGCCGCCGCGCCGCCGGCUGCGACGCCGGCGACGGCGCGCGCUCAGCCGGUGGACGUUUCUGCGCCGGCGCCGGCACCGGACUUCCUCCCCUGGCGCCCCUCCGCACGGAGGAAGCGGACGCGGUCGCCGAGUCCUUCGCGGUCGCCGAGUCCUUCGCGGUCGCCGAGUCCUUCGACUGUCAAAAGGAUCCGGUCCGAGGCCAACGCGGUCGAGACAGACGCUGCGCACGCGCUCCUUCAGCUGUCGUUCCUGUGACCCUCCAGCGCCUUCUUUCUCGCGUCGGCGGGGCGGGG
Pelagomonas calceolata is the source of this 2917-nucleotide messenger RNA. NCBI's taxonomy places the organism in Eukaryota, Pelagophyceae, Pelagomonadales, Pelagomonadaceae. The record is from the annotation of a GenBank genome assembly.